GUUUUCUCCGUAUCAUCGGAUCUAAUCAAAACGCUUGCGCAAGCUAUCAUCCGAAAAGUCGGGGCAUUCACGCUACCGUCAGCGUCGCCGUCAGCGUCUGAUCAUACUUGUCGUCACUAUAUAGAGGCCAGGAGAGAGGAGGCACAUUAGAAGCAGUACUGGGAUCUCAGCUUCAUCUUGGGCCAUGUCGACACAACCUCUCCUACCCAAAUACACCGAUGACAAGGUAUCUACCGCGGGUACCCAGUUGUACAACGAGAAAGAGUAUCAACUUGUCGCCAGCGUAGAGGAUCUCGAGAGACUACAUAAAGCCAGACGGAGACGCGCAUGGAGAAAGUUCUUCAGCUUCGCUCUGAUUACUUGGCUCUUGCUCCAUUUCGCACGUCGGUUGUGGUCGGACCGGGAUUUCGAUCGUGAUGGACCAUAUGGUGUGCACCGUCAUCACUUGAAUGGGGACGUAGGGGAAUGGGAUUGGAUGGAGAUGGAUAGCCCAAUGGCUCAGGGCCCAUCUAGUCCGACCAGUGACCAUUUGGAAGAACACCACUAUCGCUAUACCGACUUUGAAGAUUUUGGAGCCUACGAAAUCGCUUCGUUCCAAAUCUCCCUAAAAGACAUUGAUCCCAAAGAUCCUAAGCAUCUGCUCGCCUUUGACAUUCCAGACGAGAGAACACCCCUGGCUAUGACCAUCACUGGAGGAACAGAUGAGCCCACGCUUACAUUUCAAACAUUCAUCCGAGGACGAGAUAAGGGAGAGUAUUUCAAACAUGAGGAUAUCAUGGUCCGAUCGUCCAAGGACGUGCACGUAUUGACUGUUCCCACCGACGGCAUUGAGCACCUCGUGGUCCUCUCACUCCCCGAUACCUUCACCUUGGUCCCUGCUCUCAAAUUUAGCGGGGAGGUUGAAGUGGACAUCCAAUUCGCCGAAAGCUCUGCCUCCCAUUUGAAGCUCUCCACCGUCAUUAUCGAAUCCAUGAGCGCGGACAGUGCUCCUAUCAACCUUGCUGCCGAGGUCAUUGACAUUCACGUGGUCUCUGGAGAUAUCCAUGGUAAAUUCAAUGUCACCAAAGGGAUCAACCUUCAUUCCGUCUCGGGUGAUAUCAACGCCGAGGUGUACGUUACGGAUCCUCACGGAAAGGAAAAGAAAGAUACUCAGCCUAUUGACGAGCACGAGACACCAGUCUACCGCGGCACCCGAAUCGAGGAGGCCGUCGAGGAUGGCGGAGACGCGGACGAGGAUGAGGACGAGGAUGAGGACGAGGAUGAGGAUGAAGAGUAUGAUCCCAAUGGACCGUGGUGGAGACGCUUCAGAAGAGGGCUGCUGGAUUUCUCAAGGUCUGACCACGAUGACUGGAGCGACAGAAAGCACAAAAGAUCCCCUAGGGAGCCAAGACGGCCUACUCCACCUCCUCACCGACCACACACCCCUCCCCCUCCUCCUCCUCCUCCUCAUGGGCCUCCUAGCCCUGAUGCUCCGUUCGUGCACGCCGAGACCGCUACGGGAGAUAUCAAGCUUGUCAUCCAUCAACCCGAGCAUUGCGAGACAUCGACCAGAGCUCAGACACAUACUGGCGAUGUCCAUAUCACUUCUGCUGGAACUUAUCAAGGCUGGUUCAAAGCAGCUACACAUACAGGUGAUAUCGGCGUGAAGGCGCAAGGGAACAAGACAGCUGAGAUUCUUCGACGAGAGAGACAUGGUCCAGGAGAGAUGGUCAUUGGUUUCGUGGACUAUGACAAUGAAAAGGAUGUCUCCUACAGUGACCUCGAGAAGCCCUCGAAGCCCAAGUACAGUCGACUCCUCGCCACAAGCGACACUGGUGAUGUCUUCUUGCGCUUCUAGCGAUAUUCUGGGGAAGACUGUCCGGGUUCCUGUACCUCUUAUUACCUGAUGCGAAAACAUGUAUAGCAUGAUGACCCAUGA
This is a messenger RNA of Kockovaella imperatae, 1918 nucleotides long. RefSeq lists its product as hypothetical. The transcript is spliced from 4 exons. Bases 185 to 1837 code for a protein of 550 amino acids. The record is from RefSeq and is a predicted model, not a curated record. NCBI's taxonomy places the organism in Eukaryota, Fungi, Basidiomycota, Tremellomycetes, Tremellales, Cuniculitremaceae.